CGUUUCCUGGAAGGCUGGCCUUUAAAGCCCAGCUGUUGCAACCCGGGGAAGGAGGAGGUGGUGGCUGCCCUUGCGCUCCUGCUUCUGCUGCGGAGAUUCCUCGGGAGAGGCUGGGCUCUGUCUCUCUCUCUGUCUCUCCUCGGCCCGCCGGGCUCUCUUCCCUGGGGAAACCCUGCGGCGGGGCGUGGAAUUCCUCCAAGCCCAGCCCCGUUCCUUUUUGCCACGUUCGUUCCUUUUCCACCCCAGAAUUACCAGUUACCGUUACGGUUCCUCCGAGGAGGGAGAGGGGGGGGCUGCUUUCCAAACCUCUGGCUCUUGCAAAAGGUGCGCCUGCAAGACGGCUUGGGGACGGGGGCCAGACCCCGCCGCCCCUCCUCCGGAGACCUUGCCUGCGUUCCCGGACCGGCCGGAGGAACGAAGGAAGGAAGGAAGGAACGGACGGUCUCCUUCCUUUCCCAAGGCGGACGCCGGGUCCCGUCCCGUCCCUCGCCCGGAUCGGGACGUUCCCCCGGGGAGGAGGGCAAGCGCAGCCGGCGGCGGUGGUGUUCCUGGCCCCUUCGGUAACGACGACCCACCCCUCCGGGAAAGGAACGGGGCCGCCGGGGACGUUCCUUGUGGGGCGGCGAGAUGUUCAGCUGGUUGGGCCACGACGACAAGCGCCGCAAAGACCCCGAAGUCUUCCAGACGGUGAGCGGGGGGCUCAAGAAGCUCUACAAGACCAAGCUGCUCCCUCUGGAAGAGUACUACAGGUUCCAUGAGUUCCACUCCCCGGCCCUGGAGGAUGCGGAUUUCGACAACAAGCCCAUGGUCCUGCUGGUGGGCCAGUACUCCACCGGGAAGACCACCUUCAUCAGGUACCUCCUUGAGCAAGAUUUCCCUGGGAUGAGGAUCGGGCCGGAACCCACGACCGACUCCUUCAUUGCCGUGAUGCAGGGGGACGUGGAGGGCAUCGUUCCAGGAAACGCCCUGGUGGUGGAUCCCAAAAGACCCUUCCGGAAGCUGAAUGCGUUUGGCAAUGCCUUCUUGAACAGAUUCGUCUGUGCCCAACUGCCGAACCCGGUCCUAGAGAGCAUCAGCGUGAUCGACACGCCGGGAAUCCUGUCUGGGGAGAAGCAGAGAAUUAGCCGAGGGUAUGACUUCGCCGCAGUCCUGGAGUGGUUUGCAGAGCGGGUGGACCGCAUCAUUCUCCUCUUCGACGCCCACAAGCUAGACAUCUCGGACGAAUUCUCCGAGGUCAUCAAAGCCCUGAAGAACCACGAGGACAAAAUGAGGGUCGUCCUCAACAAGGCGGACCAGAUCGAGACGCAGCAGCUCAUGAGGGUUUACGGCGCUCUCAUGUGGUCGCUCGGGAAGAUCGUCAACACGCCGGAGGUGAUCAGGGUCUAUAUCGGCUCCUUCUGGUCGCAUCCGUUGCUCAUCCCAGAUAAUCGCAAGCUCUUCGAGGCAGAAGAGCAGGACCUUUUCCGGGAUAUCCAAAGUCUUCCCCGCAACGCCGCCCUUCGGAAGCUCAACGAUCUCAUUAAGCGGGCACGACUGGCCAAAGUCCAUGCCUACAUCAUUAGCUCCCUCAAGAAGGAGAUGCCCUCCGUCUUCGGCAAAGACAACAAGAAGAAAGAGCUCAUAAACAAUUUGGGAGAAAUCUACGGACGGAUUGAGCGGGAGCAUCAGAUCUCGCCGGGAGACUUUCCUAACCUUAAAAAGAUGCAAGAACAACUGCAGGGUCAAGAUUUCAGCCGGUUUCAGCCGCUCAAGAGUAAGCUGCUGGAUGCGGUUGACGACAUGCUGGCCCACGAUAUUGCUCAGCUCAUGGUGCUGGUGCGCCAGGAGGAGUCCCAGAGGCCGGCCCAGAUGGUGAAAGGAGGCGCCUUUGACGGCACUCUGCAAGGGCCCUUCGGCCACGGCUAUGGCGAAGGAGCAGGGGAAGGGAUCGACGACGCCGACUGGGUGGUGGCCAGAGACAAGCCCAUGUACGACGAAAUCUUCUACACGUUGUCCCCCAUCGAUGGGAAGAUAACGGGAGCCAAUGCCAAGAAGGAGAUGGUGAGGUCCAAGCUGCCAAACACGGUCUUGGGCAAGAUAUGGAAACUCUCCGAUAUCGACAAGGACGGCAUGCUGGACGACGAAGAGUUUGCCUUGGCCAACCAUCUCAUCAAAGUCAAGUUGGAAGGCCAUGAGCUUCCCAACGAGCUCCCCUCCCAUCUCAUCCCGCCCUCAAAGAGGAAACUAGCCGAGUGAGGAGGGCCUGCCUGCAAGAAACGCGGGAAGCCAGGGGGGGAGGGAGGUCAGGGGGAAUGUACCUAAAUUGUACCUAUUGGGACCUGUGGGGGGGGGUCACCUUUUUUUUUGGCUUGUAACAAGGUUCAGGCAUGAAAGACCAACAGAGGCCAGGAUUAGAUGCAGUUCAGAUUUGCUUGGAAUGAUCCUUACUUUGAUAGAUCUUGAUUGCAAUAGAAACGGAGAGAGCGUCGCGGGCUAUGAACUGUACGCCUGCGAGCGGGGGGAGUGGCUGUUGCGGUUUCGGUCAAGCAUGUUGGAUCGCUUCCCUUGGGUUUAUCCCUGAUGCUUUAAAUAAGCCGCAGAGCCUCGGAUGGAUCCCAAGCCAAACCUUAGAGAGAGAGAGAAAGACCUCUAUUUUGGGGAGUGUUUUCAUAAUUUGCACUUUGGUCUUAAGUGUUAUUUUUUGUCAUCUGCUCAUCAAUGUUCCGUCUUCCUGCCUGUCAUGUCUUUUUAAUUGUGUUUUUUUUAAAUUACAUACUUGUGGUACAAAAGGGUUUGCAGGAUAACACUGUGGGAGGGCCUCUUUUAGCCAUAGGAAAUUGAUCGCUCCUGAUCGUUUGCAUUUCAUUUGGGAAUGAUGGGAGAUCACGGCUCAACGUAUGUCGUAAGAGGACCUGUUUCCGUGGUUUCGGGACUGUGGAUUCCGUGCCUUCCAGAGGGUGGCUCCACAUGGGUUUGAGAUCCCCAGUGUACGGCUUUGGCGUUCUUGGCUUCCACCCUACUCAAUGCCUUCCCAAAGAGGCGAGAGACCUCCCUGUGCAACCUGGUUUUAGACCCUCGCGUCCUGACUGAUACAUUUUUAUUAUUACUACUAGGAUUAAUGCAAUUGUUCCUUCUAUUUAUAGGAAGUCAUUAUGUAGAAGUGGGCUGAUUUGUGUUUCGGACCACAGCUCCCGGAGGCCUCUGGGCAGCACGUCUGCCUACGGGAGUUGUAGUUCAACACACACAUCAUCCGACCUCUACCAGGAAGUGAAUGGAGAGAUUAGAUGAUAGCUCUCCUAAUCCUGAGAUGGCGUGGCUUUGACUCUGGUGGGAUGGACAUUGAUGGACCAUAGCGGGAAAGCCGGUUGAGGAAGGCCAGGUGAGGAGCUCAAGAGAACCUCCUCUCUUGGAAGGGGAAGGCUAGACAGAGACACCAUCAGGAGGAGGAGGCAGAUUGGCUUCUGCCCUUUCUGCCCUUUCCUGUUCUUGAAAAAGGCCAGUAAUUUUAACAGCUCCUUGAAUGUUGGCCCCACUGCUCUGUGUGUGUUUUGUGUGUACACACCUAACAUUACAAGUCUCCAGAUCUGGGGUCCCCAGAUGUCCGUGAACUACCACUCCCAUAAAUCCUGGCCAGCACCGCUAGCGGGAAGCGCUUAUGGGAGUUGCAGUCCAAUAACUGGGGGGACCCAAGGUUGAGAUCCACUGUUCUGGAAUCCCAUUUCCUUGCCUGUUCUUUCCUCCACUGGAAAAACAUGGGGUACAGUAUCCUAGGCCAGUUCUCUUCUCUAAACUUCCGACCACAGCUUUUUACAGGCUCCUGGGCUCACGAUGUCUACGUGGAAUGAUUCUGAACCUUGUCUGGAUCUGGAGACCCUGAGCCAAGCUGCGUCCGGCUGCUCCCCCUCGCCUUCACUUUGCGCGAUGCCUCUUCUCUGCCUCCCCCCUUGUUUCGUUGGUGUCGGCCGCAGGAUUGCGACCUUGGUUGCUUCGUAUAUGCUCAACCUCUACUGUGACCUGCAGGCGAUGGAGGAGACCGGGACAGAACAAAUUAUAACUUAUUUUAUAUCUCCAUGUUAAUAUUAUAUAGAGAAAUAUAUAUUCAGUGUCUGUAAAGCAACUUUAUCGGAGCGCAUCUAUUGUAAUCUUAAGAAAAAGUUAAAUUCAUUAACCCUUUUUGUACCUGCAUCCUAAAACAUUAUUUUUACAAAAAAACCCCAAACCAACGAGGUCUACUCUGUUUUGUUUGCUCUUCUUGUGUGUAAGUGAAGUUUGAAGGUGCUUCCAGCUGAGCAAUUGUGCAAUCGGUGUGCUUCACGCAUCAAAGCUCACAGGGGCCCAGAUGUUGUCUAUGUCCAAAGCCCCACCAAGAACUGGCGCUUCUCUGGACUGUGGGUGCACGUCAGGGUUGCAAAAAAACAAAAACCUAACCUUUCCAAAGGUUUUCCACUUGGAAACCCUUUCAGGUUUCCCCAACACUUUCUUCUGUUUUUUUGGGUUUUUUGUGGUUUGACAACAAAAUCCAAAACCAAAAAACGGUCAAGUAGGAAAAGAUAGUUUUUAUUGUUAUUAUUGUUAAUGAAAGACAAUUAGCAGUUGGAUCUUCAGAGUCUAGGGAAGUGGGGUAACCUUGGGCCGGUCACGCUUUUUCAACCUACCUCACUGGGUUGUUGUGAGGAUAAAAUAGGGAGGAGCUAUGUAGGUCUCCUGGGGGGAAAAGGUGGACGAAUCACUGUACUUAGGAACGGCAGGAGUAGGAGCCGUCUGUCCAAUGCACCCUCAACUGGGCCAGGGUAUGUGUGUAUGUGGGUGCAAUUCUGUUUGUAUGUGAACUUGUUUGUACAACGUCUGCAAGUGACCCAAAGCAUCCGUUGUGCGGCCUUUCACCUUUGUGUUGCUAAAAUUUGAGUUCCAAAACUGACUGACUGACUGGAAAUCUCAUUGUAAAUAAAAUGGAUCAAUGUCA
This is a messenger RNA of Pogona vitticeps (central bearded dragon), 4942 nucleotides long. Lineage: Eukaryota; Metazoa; Chordata; Lepidosauria; Squamata; Agamidae. The record is from RefSeq and is a predicted model, not a curated record.